This is a messenger RNA of Brassica oleracea var. oleracea, 1701 nucleotides long. RefSeq names its product probable serine/threonine-protein kinase RLCKVII. NCBI's taxonomy places the organism in Eukaryota, Viridiplantae, Streptophyta, Magnoliopsida, Brassicales, Brassicaceae. The record is from RefSeq and is a predicted model, not a curated record. The transcript is spliced from 5 exons. Gene Ontology annotation, molecular function: protein kinase activity; ATP binding. Gene Ontology annotation, biological process: protein phosphorylation. The coding region runs from base 227 to 1492 and encodes 421 amino acids.
AGCUUUCUCUGUUUGUCAUCACUAGCUCUCCUUUUCCUUCAUUCCCCUAUAAUUUUUUUUUUCCUUUUUCAUUUUAUAUUAAUCUUCUCUCGAUCUUCCGUGUUGGAUUUGUCGUCUAAAGUUUCCGACUUUCCGACGAGGAAGAGAGGACAAAGAGGAGUGAAGAAGAAGAAGAAGAUCAAAGCAACAAAGCGAAUUGCUCUCUCUCCUCUCUCUCGAUUCCCCGAUGGGUUGUUUCGGAAGCAGUAAGAAAUCGAGCAAACGAUCGGAGAAGAAUCGCAAGGAUACUGUGAAAAUCAGGAAGACCCUCGGUGGUACAAGCGAUAAGAGAGACGAUCAGACUCAGCCCUGUUCAGAUUCCACAAAAGUCAGUCCAUAUCGAGAUGUAAACAAGGAAGGUGUUGUUGUUAAGGAGGAGGAUCAGUUAGCUCUCGACGUGAAGGGUUUGAAUUUAGACGAUCAACCCACAGGGAAGAAAGCGCAGACCUUUACAUUCGAAGAGCUUAAGGUCGCUACAGGGAACUUUAGGUCUGAUUGUUUUCUUGGUGAAGGAGGUUUCGGUAAAGUUUUCAAGGGAACUUUAGAGAAACUUGAUCAGGUUGUUGCAAUCAAGCAACUUGACCGUAACGGUGCUCAAGGAAUCAGGGAGUUCGCGGUUGAGGUGUUGACGCUAAGUCUCGCUGACCAUCCUAAUCUCGUGAAGCUUAUUGGGUUUUGCGCUGAGGGUGAUCAGAGACUGUUGGUCUACGAGUACAUGCCGCUAGGAUCCCUCGAAGAUCAUCUACAUGAUCUCCCAUAUGGUAAAAAGCCACUAGAUUGGAACACUCGGAUGAAGAUAGCAGCUGGUGCAGCAAGGGGACUAGAGUAUCUGCACGAUAGAAUGAAACCUCCCGUGAUCUACCGUGAUCUCAAAUGCUCGAACAUCUUGCUUGGUGAAGAUUAUCAACCAAAGCUAUCAGACUUUGGGUUGGCUAAAGUUGGACCGAGCGGGGACAACACCCACGUCUCCACAAGGGUUAUGGGAACUUAUGGAUACUGUGCUCCUGACUAUGCUAUGACGGGUCAGCUCACGUUUAAAUCCGAUAUAUACAGUUUUGGAGUAGUCCUUCUGGAGCUUAUCACCGGGAGGAAAGCGAUUGAUAGUACAAAAGAGCGUAAAGAUCAAAACUUGGUCGGAUGGGCACGACCGUUGUUCAAAGACAGGAGGAACUUCCCGAAAAUGGUUGACCCAUUUCUUCAGGGACAGUACCCUGUUAGAGGACUGUACCAAGCGCUUGCAAUUGCAGCAAUGUGCGUUCAAGAGCAGCCGAACAUGAGGCCUGUUGUAUCCGAUGUAGUGUUGGCUCUCAACUUUUUAGCAGCUUCUAAAUAUGAUCCGAAUAGUCCUAGCAGCAGCAGCAGGAGGAGGAACGCUUCUUUACACAGAGAUAGAGAUGAUGAAGAGAAAAGACCAGACCUACUCAAGGAAACAGAAUCCGAAGUGUCUUCAUAGGGAAGAGAGUGGUAAAAUAAAUCAAUUCUAGUUUUUUUUUUUGGCUUGGAUAUAUAUAUGAAACCAGAUCAGUCGCAUUUUUAACAUCUAUGCGUGGAUGUACAUCUUGACUCGGACUCUGUUGUAUGUAGCAUGCUUCUUUUUCUGUAACAAACCAUUUUGUUUUGGGACAUAUAAUACAUAUAAUUAAAAAUAAACAUCUUUGUAUA